CAGGGACGAGACGCCAUGACCCCCAGCCUCACGGCCCUGCUCUGCCUCAGGCUGAGUGUGGGCCUGAGGACCCAGGUGCAGGCAGGCACCCUCCCCAAACCUACCAUCUGGGCUGAGCCAGGCUCUGUGAUCCCCUGGGGGAGCCCCGUGACCAUCUGGUGUCAGGGGACCCGGGGGGCCCAGAUGUUCCGUUUGGAUAAAGAGGGAAGCUCACCUCCCUGGUACAGACAGCCCCCACUGGAGCCCGGGGACAAGGGCAACUUCUCCAUCUCAUAUAUGACACAAUCUGACGCAGGGAGAUAUCACUGUUACUAUUGCAGCCCCACUGACUGGUCAGAGAGCAGUGACCCCCUGGAGCUGGUGGUGACAGGGGUCCACAGCAAACCCACCCUCUCAGCCCUGCCGAGCCCUGUGGUGACCUCGGGAGGGAACGUGACCCUCCAGUGUGGCUCAUGGCAGCGACUGGACGGGUUCAUUCUGACUAAGGAAGGAGAACCCAAGUCCUCCUGGACCCUGGAUGCACAGCCAUGCCGCCAUGGGCAGACCCAGGCCCUGCUCCCCGUGGGUCGCGUGACCCCCAGCCACAGGUGGAUGUUCAGAUGCCACGGCUUUUACAGGGACACCCCCCAGGUGUGGUCGGCCCCCAGUGACCCCCUAGAGCUCCUGGUCCCAGGUGUGUCUGGGAAGCCCUCCCUCCUGACCCCGCAGGGCCCUGUCGUGGCCUCUGGACAGAGCCUGACCCUCCAGUGUCGCUCUGACGUCGGCUAUGACAGAUUCGCUCUGUCCCAGGAGGGGAGACAGGCCCUCCCCCAGCGCCCUGGCCGGCAGCCCCAGGCUGGGCUCUCUCAGGCCGACUUCCCCCUGGGCCCGGUGACCAACACCCACGCGGGCCGGUACAGAUGCUACGGUGGACACAACCUCUCCUCCGAGUGGUCGGCCCCCAGUGACCCCCUGGACAUCCUGGUGGCAGGGUGGUUCCCUGACACGCCCUCCCUCUCGGUGCAGCCGGGCCCCCUGGUGGCCUCAGGAGAGAAUGCGACCCUGCUGUGUCAGUCAAGGAGCAUAAGGGAAACUUUCCUUCUGUCCAAGGAGGGCGCAGCCCAGCCCCCACUGUGUCUUAGAUCAAAGUACCGAGGUGGGCAUUUCCAGGCCGAAUUCUCCAUGAGUCCCGUGACCUCAGCCCACAAUGGGACCUACAGGUGCUACAGCUCACUCAGCAGUAACCCCUACCUGCUGUCACAUGCCAGUGCCCCCCUGGAGCUCGCGGUCUCAGGAGGCUCUGAAGUUGGGGCCCGUCCCCCCACGGAGCCAGGCCCGCAGACGGGUCUCAAAUGGUACCUGAACGUCCUGAUCGGGGUCUUGGUGGCCUUCGUCCUGCUGCCCCUCGUCCUCCUCGUCCGACACUGGGGUCAGAGCAGAUGCAGGAAGUCGGCCCAGGGCGAGGCUGAUUUCCACCCUCCCGCAGGGGCUGCAGACCCAGAGCCCAAGGACACAGGCCUGCAGAGCAGCUCCUGCCCAGCCGCCGCCGCCCAGGACCAGGCCCUCUAUGCUGCCGUGAAGGACACACAGCCUGAGGACGGGGUGCAGCUGGACCAUCCGCAGAACAGGCAGGAUGCAGACCCCCAGGAGGGGACGUACGCCCAGGUGAACCACUCAAGAUCAAGACUAAGGCGGGGGGUGGCCACCUCUCCUUCCUCCCUGUCGGGGAGAUUGCUGGACACGAAAGACAGACAAGCGGAAGAGGACGGGCAGAGGGACGGUCAGGCCGCCGCAUCUGAAGCCCCCCAGGAUGUGACCUAUGCCCAGCUGAACCACUCGACCUUCAGACGGGAGACUGCAACCCCUGCCCCCCAGUCAGGGGAGCCCCCAGAAGAGCCCAGCGUGUAUGCUGCUCUCGCCGUCCGCUAGCCCAGGAAGGACCCAGACCCCACGCUCCAGGGAGGAAGACUGCACGGACCCCGGAAGGCACAGGAGCUGCCUGCCCGCAGUGGACACCACCUAACGACCAUCAGACAGCCUGGACUCCCAACACAGACCACCAGGAGCCCCUGGGGCCCUUUGGCAGUCACCUGAUUCUACCCUCAAAGAUAACUAAUAUCCUUACAUUUGGGAAAUAAUGCAACAGACUUCUCAAAAAUCAAUGUGUGAACUGAAAACCAAAAUCAAAACGAAAAAAAAAACAAACAAAAAAACAAAACAGAAGUGGGAAAAUGUUUUCAAUGAAUGAUAAUGUAAAUAAUACACAUCAAACAUAUGAAAUGAGAAAAUUAAGAAUCAUGAAUGAAUAUAUUAGAAAAGGCUUUAAAAAAAUCGAUGACCUAACAUAUCAUACCAAGACUUCAGGAAAAAAUAGCGAAUUAUUUCAAAUGAAGGUAGAAGGUGGGAAUAAUAAUGACAAGGGUAGCUAAUAAUGAAGACAACCAAAAAGUAGAGAAAAUCAAUUAAGGCAAAAAAUAAACUCAUUCUUGAAAACA
Messenger RNA from Orcinus orca (killer whale), 2474 nucleotides. RefSeq names its product leukocyte immunoglobulin-like receptor subfamily A member 6. Lineage: Eukaryota; Metazoa; Chordata; Mammalia; Artiodactyla; Delphinidae. Gene Ontology annotation, biological process: cytokine-mediated signaling pathway. The record is from RefSeq and is a predicted model, not a curated record. The transcript has 13 exons. Gene Ontology annotation, molecular function: inhibitory MHC class I receptor activity. Bases 16 to 1908 code for a protein of 630 amino acids.